AUCAAUGCUAGCAUGGAUUACUGUUCCAGCUCUACUUCCACACAUCUGGCAACACUGUGGUGUUGUAAUUUUUUUCUUGUCGCAAGGUGAAGACGAAUUAAACGGUUUUUGCAAGUAAAAAGUUGAUUAAAAGGCUCCGAUUGCGCACCAAAGUGUAGUUAAGAAAGGAGUUAAUCGGUUACCAAAAGAAUUGCCGAGAAAAUCGGUCGAAUAAUGCAUGCAAAGCGCGAUUGAAAAUUUUACUUUGUGUGUAGCCGAGGCGCACGCACACGCACACGCACUCAACACACUCGUACAAACACACGGACGGACCGAGAGUCGGAGAUAAACGCAGCGAUGGCCUCGCAUUUUAACUUGAACAUAUAAAAGCUCAUACAGCUUGGUGGAGAAGCAGAAGGAGCGCUCGCACAUAAUAAUACUGAAUCAGCUCGCACGAGUCGGAUCACCAGAGGAGGAUUCAGAGCACAAUGGCCGCCCCACCAAGGAGAGAAACUCUGAGCGUUUUAUGACUCUGAGCGGCAGCGAACCGAGUGAUCCGUCGCACUAGAGACCGAGGCCAGCCCUCCCUCCCUCCACGAGCCGAGAGAGAGGAACGAGGAACAGAAGAAGUUAAUAGUUAUCACUGAGAUUCAGAAUUCAAGCAUCCGCCAACAUGGUCGACAACAGCGUCCAGUGCCCCGUGUGCACCUUGUACCUGCACGCGGGCAUGAAUCUCUCCGAUCACUUGGAGACUCAUCCCAAGGAGCAGGUGAUCAAGGCACUGGUGCAAAUGACGAUCGUUGGAAGUGGAUCUGGGAGCGGCGGCAGUGCCCUGGCGGCCGCUAUGCUGGCAGGAGCUGGGGGCGGUGGAGGAUCAGGUGGUGGUGCAGCGAAUGGUGUUGAAACCAUUGUAAUAGAUGACAAAACAGCUAUUACGCCUCUAAAUGUCGAAGUGAAACCAGUUGUGACAGCCAAAUCCAUAUCAGCUGGAACGGCACCAGCGGUACAGACGCCGCCGGCGCCGCCGCCACCGCUCUCCUCAACUCUAUCAACGCCCGCCACCGCCACUGCCACCACUACCUCCGCCGCAAACAGCUCCAAGUCCCCAAAUAGCAACAAACUGAGCAAUCCACCGAUAAAAGCACUGAAAUGCGCACCGCCCCCGACUGAGGCGCGAGCCAACCCAUCCGCACAUCCCACCACAAGCAGCAUGUCCAGCAGCAGUCUGUACCAACCGACUCUGGUUACCCCGGAUUACCGCUUCAAUCAAGCCCAGCAACAGCAACCGAUAUUUGGGCGUGGAGGCAACGCUCCGACAGCCACACUGGUGAUUCCCCAAGUGCCCCAACAGCACUUUCUCACCAACCCCCAGCAACAGGCACAUUUUUCCGAUCAACAGCAGCAGCAGCAACAACAGCAGCAGCAUCAACAACAGCAGCCGUCAACGCAACACCAGCCUCCACAGCAGCAGCAGCAACAGCCAGCCUUGAAAUACACCUACGCCACUGCUUUGCCGCCACCACCGCCGCUGCAGCUCUUUACGCAGCAGCAGGCACUGCCGGCAAACGCUACACAAAACAGUUCGCCGCCCCACGUGAAACCUCCUCCCGCCUAUGGAGCCGCUAUCAGUCAAAUACGAUCUCAGCACAACCAAAACAAACAGCAGCCACAGCAACAUCAGCUACAGCCGCAACAACCACACGUAACCGUGCACCACAAUCACAACCUAACCCUGACACCACCGACAGCAGCAGCAGCAGCAGCGGCAUCAUCAGUAGGACCUGCAGCUGGCAAGCAGCUUGUUUCGAACAAAGCUCAUACGGAAGUUUUCCUAAAUCCCCCACCACCGCCGUCGCAAGCACAGAUCCAAAGCCUAGGGCAUCAGCAGAAUCCAAAUCUAAAUACGCAUGCUAACCCCCAGCUGCUGGGAACGUUGCACCAACCCUCCGGCAGACUGCACCAACAGCAUCAGCCGCUUGGGUUGCAGGCCUACGCUUCUGGCUCAGGAGCCAGCAACAGUUGUAGCUCCACGCAUUCGCUUGCGUCCAACUCCACGUCGGCCAGCAUGCGCGGACAUCGUCAGACCAACUCCCCCUUCGGCGCAUUGCUUAAUGCCGCUGCGGCUGUGGCCUGCCCCUCGCCUGCCUCGUCGACGGCAUCUUCGUCAGUGCUGCGCUACGCAGAGUCGCCGGUGGCCCACUACUUGGAACGCGAGAACGGAGACUUCAUUGUCCAGGAGACACCCAAGCACAUUGUGGAGUGCGUGGAAAAGGAGGAUGGCGAGUUCUCGGUGAUUGAGCGUAUAUACCAGUCGCCGCCGAGUGUCCUACAUAUCCAUGACGACGACGAGGACGAUGAGGAGGAGGAAGAUGCUGAGGAAAACACCCACGAAGCACCCUUGGAGGACGAUGAUGGGGAUGAUGAGCGAGAGGAGAACAGUCGAAGUCGCACCAAGGCAACAAAAAAGUCACGCAAAACGAAGUCGAAGCGAAACUCCAAGCGUCUGUCGGACGAGGAGGAGUUCAUGAGCAUCAGCAGUGGUUGCGAAAGCGAGCCGGAACGGGAGCGGAAAAAGGAUCAUCAGACUGCGAACUCCACAGCGGCUUCCCUUCCGCCCUUGAGCACGGCUCCCUCAACGAGCAGGGCGGCGGCAACGGCUACAUCGCCAUCCAAUCUAGCAGAAAAUCAUUCCAGUUCUGCUUCAAAUUCCAUAUCCGCCAGCACCACUACCAAGUCCAAGAAGAACCGGAUUACAGUGCUCAGCGACGUUCCGCUUAACAUGAAUGAGUACCUCGAUCUAAUGGGAAAUAUUGUGGCGUCCAGCCGGAUUGGGGCAGCUCGUCCCUUUGCCGCUGUGGCUCCGAUUCCAUUGGUCAAGGUGGAAAAGGAGGAGCCGCUGGAUGAAUAUGACAAUGAAGCGGAGCAGCAACCGCUGGAGCAGAAGCCCAGCUUGGAGCAUGCCACCACUAGCGUAAUUCGAAUGGCCAGUACCUCGGCGGCGGCCACAUCCGUUUCCGCCGAGGACCUCACGCAGCCGCCACCCAUGAAAGUGGAAGUAGAUCCCAAUACCAAGCUCCUGCCGCAGCGCUUCUCUACGCCGGCCCAGCAACUGCGUGGACCCAAGAAAUUAGUCAUUAAACCAAAGGCGACGGCGACGGCAACAGCGACAGCCACAGCGACGAAAAAGACUGACACCCCAUCUUCCUCCAGCAACAGCAACAGCAGCAGCAGCAGCAACCCAACCAUAUCAAAAGAUCUGGUGCAAGUGAAGAGUGAAAACGUAGAGGCUCCAACGAGCAGUAGCAUUCUGGAAAAGCACCUGACCACCAACAGCGGCCGCAAACUGCUGCACCAUUCGGCGGCGAAUGACGAUGAUGCCCGCGUCCUGCUGGAGUUCGCCAACUCGAAGCAACCACCUCCAUUGGCUGCCGCCAGCACCACUUUUGUGGUGAAUGCCAAUACCGGAUUCCCCUCGGCCGGAUCCGUUUUUGCUAGCACCUCCAAAUCAGCAGCUUUAAGCAAGCCAGAAGACGAAUACAUCCUUCCAGACAACAACAACCUAGAUGUGGAUGAGAUUGUGAUAUCCUCGUCAUCUUCCUACGCUUCCUCAGCGGCGCAGGUGCAGGCCGCGCUCCAGCCUCCGGACUUUAACUUCCUGUACCACCAGCAGACCACAAGCACUACCACAGUCACCACCGGUGCAUACUUCAACUCCUUCUCCAAACAGCAGAAUCUCCAACACCAUGGAGCGAGCGAUGCCACCAACGCAGCCACUCUGGCCUCAUCUUCGAGUAAUUCCAUGGACCACGACUCAAUGAACGCCACAUUCCGUGUGGCUAAGACUCAAUCGCAGUCCUGGUAUCAGCAGGAUCACGACCAGGAUGCACAGAAUCAAGGUGGUGUGGGUGCCGGAUCUGGUACGGCUUCUGGAAAUAAUCACGGUCACGACGUGGUGACCCAGCCCACUAACUUCAAUGCUGCUCUGGCAUCCGUCGAUUGCUGUAGUGUGGCCCUGGACGGCGAUGCAAAAUAUCUGGAUCUGGACGCCUGCAAGCGGGAGCAGCUGAGCAGCAGCAACCUGCCCUCGGCUUCUGCGUCCACAUCGACCACGUCGUCAUCGUUUGCCGGAGCAGGUACGGAGAGCAGCUUGGUGGGCGGCUUGAACAUUCGUACAGACGAGAAGAUGCCCGCCAAGGGUGAAAUCUCAGAGCAGGAGAGCAACUGCGAUGUUGAAAACUCAUGGAGUGAAUCGGUAUACGGAGAUAUUUCUCAGCGGUACUUUAGAAAUCAGUUUUCCGGAGGAUACAAUCCAGAGUGGCGUCAGGACUAUUUUCCUUCUCACGAUCUGAGCGGUCAGCCACGAGAGCAAAAGCAUUUCGACUUUAAUGCGCUUGAUGAUGAGGCCUCAUCCAGUUCUAGAAAGAGCGACCUGUUAGAUGUUGACCCAACGGCGGGCACCACCUCCUCCAUUUGCACUUCCACGUCUUCGGCUUUGCUGGCAGGUCCACCCAUAGCCUCGACAUCCCGGGCAGCUGCCGAGGCGGAGGCGGCUGCCAUGGCAAUCGCCCAAAGGAAACAACACCGGCGCAAGCUCUACAAAUGCCCCCAUUGCGCGUCUAUCUUCGAGAAGCUAAAGGAUCGGAAUGCGCAUAUGAUUGGAGAGCACAACUAUGUCCGUCAGAACCGUCGGCUCAUCUGCACCCAACCGCAGGUGGGAGGUUCCGAAAUGCUUCCACCCCAGCAGCAAACAAUGCUCCUACCACCGGCAGAGGGGGCUGCCCUCCAAGAGGACUCCAAAGACGGCAUUGUGAAAAUCAAGCAGGAACAAUGCCAAGAUAAGACGGAGGUAGAUCAAAUGCACGCCAAUUCCGAACUGUUGUCCGAUGUCAAGGAUUCGGAACUACUGGGAAUCGGGGAUGGCGAUGGAGACGAGGAUGGCGAGGGUGAUUUUAAGCCACCUAGCCAGCUGGAUGAAAAGAUCGUGUUACCACCGUUGGCCAUGACUACUCCGGCUGCUAAGCUAGCAGCGCUUUAUCGGAUGCUCAUCGCUUACAAUGAGUCCAAGCUCGGCCAAGAGCGGAACAACCUCAACGAGCUGGAACAAAAGGCCAUGGAGAAGUCAAUCUUUCUGUGCUACGUCUGCCGAACCGACUUUCCGUCAGUAAAGCUGUACGAUGCCCAUCUCACCGAGCAUCCGGCCGAAUGCUUCACUUGCGGCAAGAAGUUCUACCGCUGGAAGAACUUUUCACUCCAUCUUAAGCGCCAUCUCGGGUGGAAGGAGUUUGGCUGCUAUGUCUGCGACAAGAAAUUCGUGGUGCGUAGCGCUCUGGUCGAGCACAUGCGGAUGCACACAGGCCAAACGCCUCUUAAGUGUAAGAUAUGCGGCAAGAAGUUCAAACGCUACUCGAAUCUAACACAGCACCGAAAGAGGCACACCAAGAUGAUCCUGCGCAAAAAGGAGUAUGUGUGCCAUUGCGGCGAAGUGCUGCCCUCGAAGGCUCGCUUCCUGUGGCACAAGGAAACACACGAUCUGAAGCCAAAGUGCUGUCCAUACUGCUGCGAUCGAUUCGUACAUGCGAAUUCGCUCCGCCGUCACAUUCGUCUGGCGCACUCGGAAAAAUUCGAUUAUUCCGAGCCGAUUGAAUGCCCGAUGUGCAAGCAGACUUUUGCGAAGACCUCGAUUAAGGCCCACAUGGCAACGCAUUCGACGGAUCCACAGUACGACUGCACCAUCUGCAACAAGAGCUUCUCCACCAAGUGGAACCUCAAGAUCCACUCAUGGGUACAUGCCAAUCGAACGGCCAAGCCAUUCAAGUGCGAGUAUUGCCCGAAGGCAUUUGUGCGCGAGCUGGAUUUCAAGAACCACAUCAACGCGCACAAGCAGAUCAAGCCGUAUACGUGCGAGUACUGCGGCUGCAAGUUCAUCCGCAAGUACAAUUACAUGCGGCAUCGACGCGAGCACCACGGAACGAAGAAGUUUACAUGCGAUCAGUGCGACAAGACCUUCCACCGGCACUACUAUCUCGUUGAGCAUAGGCGCAUGCAUACCGGCGAGCGACCCUUCACCUGCACCAUUUGUGGCAAGAGCUCCACCACCAAGACCAACCACAACAAGCAUCUGAAGAUCCAUCACUCGCGCGAUCCCUUUACCGUCGAGGUUUAAUCGAACUAACGUUUAAUCCAACCAUUAACUAGGUAGUUGUUCAUGAUUCUUCUAUGUGUGUAAUGUGUGUAUGUGGUUAUAACAAAGAAAACAAAACAAAUUAGUAUUACUUAUCGAACUAUACGGAUAGUUUACAUAUAUGCGAAUGCCAACUCUUGUUGAAUGGAAAAAGAACAAGAAAUCACAAUUAUCACAAUAAUUACAUUUUACUCAUUAUACAUUUUGGAUGUGGUUUAAGAACGUAGCUAAAUGUGAAAGUGUUCCCCUUCACUUCCUUUUCCUCUCGAUUCGAAUCGUAUUCGUUUCGCCCGCUUUAAUCCCAUUUAAUUUAAGUUUUAGUUUUAAACACACUUUAGUGAAAUGGCAUACCUAGUUCAGUGCAAUAUACAUCGAUUAAUUCAUAUGUCGCGAUACUUUCAUUAAUGUAGCUUAGUUCGCAUUAAGUUUUAUCACUUAUUGUAUCACUUAUCGUGCAUGCCCGCCCAAGCAUGCCGACUAGUUAAUUUAAGUUAGCCGCAAUUGGUUUUUGAACAUUCGAGUUUCCCCCUAAACUUGAGCACAUUUUGAGCGAAAAAACACAUACACUGAAAACGAAUACCCAUCUAUAACUUGUUAUAUAUUUUGUAUUUUUCUAAUGAGGAGGCGAUCAAUCAAUCCCCUCUGCCAGCAAUCGAACGUAAGCGAACACAACUGUCAUAUUGGAUAAAAAUUUCGAUGUACGUAGCAUAUUCUUCAUUUAUAGUAGUUGCAACUUCUCUAGGCUAUUUUAAAGGAUUGUUUCAAUGGUUUAAAGCAGUAAUUAGUUAAAAUUUCUAGCAUUAAGUAACACACCAUCUUUUAAGUAUAAAUGAAACUUCAUAAUACCAUGCAUCCGUGCUAAAAUAAUAACGAAACAAAUGAAAACAAA
Drosophila ananassae is the source of this 7049-nucleotide messenger RNA. RefSeq lists its product as uncharacterized. The record is from RefSeq and is a predicted model, not a curated record. The coding region runs from base 653 to 6142 and encodes 1829 amino acids. Lineage: Eukaryota; Metazoa; Arthropoda; Insecta; Diptera; Drosophilidae. The transcript has 6 exons.